UUCUGAAGGCGGGGGUGUGUGGCCGGGAGAGGAGACCGGGACGGUGCACUGGGACGCAGAGGGUAGGGAUGGGGGACUGGGGGGGAGGGGCGGGCCCGGUUCAGAGCAGCGCCUGCUCUUGCGCACGCGCCCCUUUCCCGAGCUUCCGCGUGGCGCCUUGCGAACCCCGCGGUGAUCCUCCGCGACUUCGCUGGCUGGCCUUCGUGGCUUUGGAGUCACUUGCUAGGAGGCUCCUUUCCCCGCCCCCUGGGCCGCCAUGGCCGCUCGGCUGGUGAAGCGAUGCACGUGCCUCCUAAGGGAGGCCACCCGUCUGGCCCCUGGCAUGUCCCCAGUCAGCCAGCUGAGACUUGCCCGGGGAGCCCAGAAGCCUCUGACUUCCUCAGCUACCUCACCCAGCUCCCGCCUCCCAGGUCCUUUGUCAGAGCUUGUGGAGAAGGAACAGGUGUUUACUCCCUACCCUGAGCGCCAGGAGGUGGACCAGCUCAUCGAGAAGGCCACCAGGCCAGAGGAGCUCCUGGAGCUCUUGGGUGGCGGUCACUGUCUGCACCAGAACCACGCCGCCCUCGUGCUCAUCCAGCUCUCUCGCCUGCUCUCUGAGAAGCCGAAAGACAAAGCCUUGCUCAUACAGGAUGCCCGCUUUCAGCAACUUCUCCAUCUUGCCAACAGCCAGAUAACUGCAGUCUGGCACGGGACCCUCGUGAAGCUGCUCCGGAGCCUCUAUGCGCUGGGGCUCCCCACCACCUCCAAGGAGCUGCGGUCCGUGGAGCAGGAGGUCCGCUGGCGCCUGCGCAGGCUCAGGUACAAGCACCUGGCCUUCCUGGCCGAGUCCAGCGCCACCUACAUGCAGCAGCAGGACUCCCAGGAGCUGCUGGCUGAGCUGCUUGUGCACCUGGAGCGCCGCUGGGCAGAAAUCGAUGACGGCCGCAUGGUGGUGGCCAUGAUGGUGAAGAUAGGGCACCUCUCCGAGUCCCUGAUGAACCGCCUGGAGGACAAGUGCCUGGAGCUGGUGGAGCAGUUUGGCCCUGAGGAGCUGCGGAAGGUGCUGGUGACAUUGGCAGCUCAGAACCGGCGGUCAGUGCCCUUGCUGCGGGCUAUCUCUUACCACCUGGUCCAGAAGCCCUUCCCCUUGACGAAAGGCAUCCUCCUGGACCUGGCCUACGCCUACGGCAAACUCGGCUUCCACCAGACCCAGGUGUUCCAGCGCCUGGCUGCUGACCUGCUGCCCCACACGCCUAGCCUGACGUCCAGCGAGGUGGCCCGCUGCACCAAGUCGUUCGCCUUCCUUAAGUGGCUCAACCUGCCCCUGUUUGAGGCCUUUGCCCAGCACGUCCUGGACAGAGCCGAGAGCAUCGCUCUGCCACACCUGUGCAACAUGCUCCUGGCUUUCGCCCGUGUCAAUUUCCGCCCGGAACGGGAGGAUCCAUUCUUCAGCCUGGUGCAUGAGAAGCUGGGCUCGGAGCUGGUGGGCCUGGAGCCAGCCCUGCAGGUGGACGUGGUAUGGGCCCUGUGUGUGCUGCAGCAGGUGCGGGAGGCUGAGCUGCAGGCCGUGCUCCGCCCUGAGUUUCACACCCAGUUUCUAGGUGGCGAGUCCCCAAAGGAUCAAAGCACCUUCCAGAAGCUGCUCCAUAUCAAUGCCACUGCCCAGCUGGAGCACCCUGAGUACACAGGCCCCCUUUUACCAGCCUCAGCCUUGGUCCCCAGGCCCUCAGCCCUUGACAGGAAGGGGACCCCCUUGCAGAAGGAGCUGCAGGAGACGGUGAAGGGGCUGCUGGGGAGUGCUGACAAGGGCAGCUUCAUGGUGGCCACGCAGUAUGGCUGGGUUCUGGAUGCUGAGGUGCUGCUGGACACUGACAGCCAGCUCCUGCCCCUGAGGGCCUUUGUGGCCCCUCAUCUGGCCCCGCCCUCUGGCAGCCAGCCACUCCCCCCGGGGGCCAAGAGGCUGGCCUUCCUGCGCUGGGAGUUCCCCAACUUCAACAGCAGAAGCAAAGACUUACUGGGGCGCUUCGUGCUGGCCCGGCGCCACCUGCUGGCUGCUGGCUUCCUGCUGGUCGAUGUCCCGUACUACGAGUGGCUGGAACUCAAGUCUGAGUGGCAGAAAAGCGCCUACCUCAGGGACAAGAUGCGCAAAGCAGUGGCGAAGGAGCUGGCCAAGUGACCUGUCCCACAGCAAGGACUGUGCCCAGGGGCCAGACUGCCCUUGAGGCCUAGCCACAGGCACUGGGUGGGCAAGAGGUGGCCUCCUUGAGGACAAACCGCAGUGCAGGACCUUGGCCGGAAGUGGGCUGGUAGCCGGUAUCUCUGAGUGGCAGGUUGUUCUCUCAUGGGUAAUAAAUCUUUAAUCA
Messenger RNA from Hippopotamus amphibius kiboko, 2342 nucleotides. It is a transcript of the gene FASTKD4, whose product is annotated as transforming growth factor beta regulator 4. The record is from RefSeq and is a predicted model, not a curated record. Gene Ontology annotation, biological process: regulation of mitochondrial mRNA stability; mitochondrial RNA processing. The transcript has 11 exons. The coding region runs from base 257 to 2155 and encodes 632 amino acids. NCBI's taxonomy places the organism in Eukaryota, Metazoa, Chordata, Mammalia, Artiodactyla, Hippopotamidae. Gene Ontology annotation, cellular component: mitochondrial matrix; ribonucleoprotein granule. Gene Ontology annotation, molecular function: RNA binding.